AUGGCCCCUCAGCAGUGCCUUGUUUGGAUAGCACUCCUUGCGGUGCCUCUCCUGUGUUACGUGAUGACGUACACUAGAAGAGCUGCCUGCCGGUGGCCGCCGGGCCCCCGGUCGUGGCCCAUUGUCGGCAACCUCCUCGACCUGCGCGGCGGCAACCUCCACCACAACCUCGCGCGCCUGGCGCGCGCCCAUGGCCCGGUGAUGACGCUCAAGCUUGGCGUGGUGAGCACCGUGUUCGUGUCCUCCCGGGAUGCGGCGUGGGAGGCGUUCGCCAAGCAUGACCGCCGUAUAGCGGCGCGCAACGUCCCGGACACGAGGCGCACCGUGGGGCACGCCGACCGUUCCAUGGUGUGGCUACCGAGCUCCGACCCGAUGUGGAAGACGCUGCGUGGUAUCGCUGCCACGCAUGUCUUCUCACCGCGCAGCCUCGCGGCUGCGCAUGGCGCCCGUGAGCGGGCCGUGCAACACAUGCUGGACAUCUUCCGCGGCCGCGCCGGGCUGGAGGUCGACAUUGGCCACGUCCUGUACCACAGCAUUUUCGACCUGCUGACCAACACGAUCUUCUCCCUCGAUGGCCAGGACAAGCUGAGGGACCUUCUCGAGGACAUCGUGGGGCUGCUGGCCGAGCCCAACAUGUCAGACUUGUACCCAUUGCUGCGGGUGCUCGACCUGCAAGGGCUUCGCCGCUGGACGGCCACACACAUGAACCACGCCUUCCAUAUGCUGGAGAAGAUCAUCGACACGCGGCUGGGCGAGGGUAAGCAUUAUCAUGGGGACGUCCUGGACGCACUGCUGACGGUUAUGACCACCGGCAAGCUGAGCCGCCAAGACGUGAAGGCCAUGCUAUUCGACAUCCUGGCGGCGGGCACAGAGACGACCAAGAUCACUGUAGAGUGGGCGAUGGCGGAGCUGUUGCGGAACCCGGGCGUGAUGGCGGCUGUGCACGCCGAGAUGAAGGCCGCCCUCCCGCAGGAGCCGAAGAGGAUGAUCACGGAGGCAGAUGUGGCGAAGCUGCCAUACCUGCAAGCCGCAGUGAAGGAGUCGAUGCGGCUGCACCCCGUGGCGCCGCUACUGCUGCCACACCUGGUUGUCGAGGAGGGCGUGGAGAUAGGCGGCUACGCCGUGCCCAAGGGCGCCACCGUCAUCUUCAACUCUUGGUCCAUCAUGCGCGACCCGGCGGCAUGGGAGAGGCCCGAGGAGUUUGUGCCGGAGCGUUUCCUAGAGAAGGCGGAGCUCGGCAUGUGGGGGAAGGAGGUCAAGUUUAUCCCGCUGGGAACCGGCCGGAGGCUGUGCCCCGCAUUGCCCAUGGUGGAGCUCCUCGUACCCUUCAUGGUGGCGUCUAUGUUGCAUGCCUUGGAGUGGCGGCUGCCCCAGGGCAUGUCACCUGAUCAGGUGGACGUGACCGAGAGGUAUACAAGCAACGAUACCCUCGUUAUGGAUGUGCCUCUCAAGGUUGUGCCCAUGGUCGCCACCUAG
Molecule: messenger RNA, 1476 nt
Organism: Triticum aestivum (bread wheat)
Lineage: Eukaryota; Viridiplantae; Streptophyta; Magnoliopsida; Poales; Poaceae
Product: cytochrome P450 76M5-like
Exons: 1
Coding region: 1-1476 (491 amino acids)
Molecular function (GO): monooxygenase activity; iron ion binding; heme binding
Source: RefSeq, a predicted model, not a curated record